CCUUCAUCACGUCCGGUGAUCACAUCACGUGGCUGCUAUUUGGCAACGCUGAUCGACAGUUAUGUUGACGUAUGACGUCACCACCCAUUGACAUUUCUCAUUCCCAUAUAAAAAUAUCUAUUUUCCCAUUUUCAAACACCCGGUUCACAUAAUUGGAGAUAUUUCAAAAAAUACCCGUGUGAAAUAGCAAAAAUCUCAGUUAAAAAUGACUACUGCAGAGGAAAAUUUGAUUCAGGUCACACGAGCGAUAGAAAAACAAGUCGAUUCAGUUUUAGAACAGUUGGAUAACUUGAAAACAGAAGAUUUAGCUCAAAUACGACAGAGCCGAAUAAAAGAACUGCAGAAGCAAGAAGAACAGAAGAAGGUGUGGUUGAGCAAUGAUCAUGGCAAAUAUGAAGAACUCGCAGAGGAAAAAAUGUUUUUUGAUGUCAUCAAAAAUUCUGAAAAUGUUGUGUUGCACUUUUACACCGAGUCUAAUGAGAGGUGCAAGAUACUAGAUAAACAUUUGAAGCUGCUGGCUCCCAAGCACAUAGAAACACGUUUUGCUAAGCUAAAUGCAGAGAAAUGCCCGUUCCUAACUGAAAAACUCAAAAUUAAAGUUAUACCAACAUUGGUGUUGAUCCACAAUGGCAUCAUGGUAGAUAAAAUUAUUGGAUUUACUCAGCUAGGUAACAGAGAUGACUUUUCCACUGAAACUUUAGAAUGGAGAAUAGCUCAGAAUGAGAUAAUCAACUACGAAGGUGAUUUGAGUACCCCACCUGAUGAGAGAGAGCAUGUCAAGCAAAAAUCAGGGAAAAAAAUUAGAGAAGGAAUUUUUAACAGCACAGAAGAUGACGAUCUAGAUAUAGAAGAGUACGCCAUUAAAAGAGACAAUGUUCCAUCUGGACAAAAAGAAAAUUUUGGAGAACUAACUGCUGAAGAGAAAGCAGAGCUUGGACUUGAUUAGAUUUAGCUAAAAAUGUGACAUUGCCAUUUUUGAUUAUAUUGAUGUUAUCUCCUACUGAAUUAUUUUGAUAUGUAUUUCAGUAUUAAUUAUCCAUCACACCUUUUUAAAGUGGCUUUAUUGCAAAAAAAUGGUUUUUAUUAUGGUAUGUUACCUAUGUUAUGAUUUUGACUAUAGGUAUUUGUAAGUCAUUUUUGGAUUACUCAACUAUGUUAUAGCACUGACUUUUCAUGAUAAGUGCUUAUAACAGCCAUAUAUACCUUCUUUGCACAUCUGAGAAUUAAAAACUACAACUUUCUUAUAGAAAUAUCAAGGUAUUUUAUCAGCCAAAAUUUGAAGUACCUAUAAUUAUUGUCCUCUCUAUCAUCUACAAUAUGUUUUUAGCUUCACGUGAGAUUAUAUGGUAGUUUUAUUGUGAACUUUGAUAUAAUGUUUUUUCAAUACUGCUAGAUAUGAGUGCGCCCUAGAAAGAGUAAUUGAAUUAAAAAUUUUUUGUUCUGUAAAAUUUAAUUCCAUUGUUGCACUAAUACUUUUUUCUAUUACUAUAUAUUUCUUACACAAUAAAUAUUUUUUAUACAUCUGAUUGUCAGCUCUUUUUGUAACAUAUGUAUAAACCGUGUGGUAUUUUACCAAACCUGUUCAACCACCUAGAAAAACUUGUGUGGGAUGCUACAUAUUAUUAUGACAUGCUGAUUUGAAAGUAAUUUGAUGACCAAGAGUAUGUAGGAAUGAGAUUA
This is a messenger RNA of Acanthoscelides obtectus, 1680 nucleotides long. NCBI's taxonomy places the organism in Eukaryota, Metazoa, Arthropoda, Insecta, Coleoptera, Chrysomelidae. The record is from the annotation of a GenBank genome assembly.